GGAUAUCACCCAAUUCACGACUCCGAAGUAGCUCUCUUCGCCAAUUAGAUGAUCGAAGCAUGGAUGAGAAUUGUGCGUCGUUGAUGGCCGGUCGACACUAACUACCAACAACAAUUCGAUUCUUUUUCUAGAUUCGAUGUACGGCCGGAUACACUACCGCCAAGACGUAGUAGCCGGCGGUUCCAUGCAGCCGGAAGUGUUCCAGGUGCGGGGCGGGGAGGAGGACGCGAAGGACGAGCCGUACGUGUACAUGGAACAGGCCGCGUGCCGGCCGGAGCCGAUCCCGUCCGAGCUGCGGAACCUCUGGCCGGACAGCAUCCUCGUGCACAAUCCGGUGCAGAAUCCCGCGCCGAGGAAAAAGUUUUACUGUCCGCGUUGCAACAGCGGCUACACCAGGCUGUCCGACAUGAAGACCCACUGUCACUUCCAGUGCGGCAAAGAGCCGCGCUACCAGUGCCCUUACUGCACCAAGAAGGCGAAAUUCUCGUCGAACAUGUACGUACACGUGCGCAGGAUGCACAAGGACGAGAAGCUGCAGAUCAUCGACUUGUACAAACAGCUGUCGAGAGGCCGCCACUAACCGAAACCGCGCGGUCGGCCGGUGGUGGUGGUGGGGGAAGCAGCGCGUAUAGCCCAGAGAAGGGGGAGAGAAACGGCGGAGGACGACGGCCAGCGCCGCCGCGGCACACACACACACACACACACACAUAUCUUAAGUUCAUUUAUAGACGCCCGGAAGUACCGUUCGAGCUUGCGAAACUCUGAUUUACUUGGCGCCCUCGGGUCACAGGUUGUUCUUCUUUUUGUAUAAAGUCGUUUAGCGGAUGGAUUUUUGUAACCGGAGGCGAGUUGUUUGUCUUGUUAGGGACCGACAAAUGUGUCGCGUCCACGAGUGGCCCGAAUAAAGGCAGUUUUCAUGCA
Molecule: messenger RNA, 921 nt
Organism: Megalopta genalis
Lineage: Eukaryota; Metazoa; Arthropoda; Insecta; Hymenoptera; Halictidae
Source: RefSeq, a predicted model, not a curated record